Molecule: messenger RNA, 2290 nt
Organism: Macroventuria anomochaeta
Lineage: Eukaryota; Fungi; Ascomycota; Dothideomycetes; Pleosporales; Didymellaceae
Exons: 2
Coding region: 126-2165 (679 amino acids)
Cellular component (GO): nuclear inner membrane
Molecular function (GO): chromatin binding
Source: RefSeq, a predicted model, not a curated record
CACACACCUGCUCUCACCAAUCGCCGCCUCACCCUUGUCGCCCUGCUGCAGCUUUCUUUUGCCGCCUAUACGUGUCGCCUUUUACUAACACCUACCUUGCACCUCAUACGCACCGACUACCAGACAUGGCCGACGCACGCGGGGAAUACUGGUACUUUGGGCCUGGCGUCGAUUCGUCCAAGAUAACGGUGCCUGAGUUGCGCAGUAUCUUGCUCAAGCAUGGCGUUGGGUACCCAUCGUCAGCGAAGAAGCCGCAGCUGGUAGCUCUCUUCAACGAGUCUGUCGCUCCUCAGGCUGCGCAAGUGCAGAGGACACAUGCGCGCACGAAGCGCACCACACGAGGCAUCAUAGAUGUGCCGUCAAGCUCCAACAGCACCGUCGACGACGCCGAAGACGACACGCUGGUCGCCCCAACGCCUGCGACGAGGCGAACUGCGCGCCGCACGACUCGCGGAGCAACUGAGGAUGCUGGAGACGUUGCGCCGCUAUCGCGCGCAAAGUCUCCUUCGCGCGCUGUACCUGCAAAGCACCGCAGAGCGCUUGAACCUGAGAUCGACGAGGGCCCGGCAGCCAGGCGCACCCGCAAGAGCGUCACUCCAGCCUUCAAGGAACCUACACCUGACCCAGAGACAUGGCAUCGCACCGGCCCUGAGAGCCCAUUUACUCAGGACAACCCUUUCCAGAGUGGUAGCUCGCCAGCAGGUCCCGACACCACAGCACGUGAUAAGAGCAGGAGGAGAACCUUGGGUUCUGAGCUCAAGCCGAGGCGCAAGAGCGAUGCGCACCGCCGACGAACAGCUGAGCCCAGCGCAGAACAGUACGAUGAAGGCAUUGUUGUGCCCUCCCGCAAGACAUUUGACGUAGCCGCCCCACACGCGAAAGAGGAGGAACACGAGAGCACAGAUGCAGGCGAAGAGUUCACCCCAGAAGAGCAGCUGGAACUGGUUCGAGAGCGCGCAAAGAGCGGGCAGGUGGACAUACUACCGCCUCGAAGGCGUAAGCAGUCUUCGAAGGCAACAGGUACCCUGAAGGCCUUCUCAGCGACACUCCUUCUCACGACUGCCGCUGUGUUCGGUGGUGUUUGGCGGCAAGAGAAGGUCGAAGUGGGCUUCUGUGGUAUUGGGAGGGAAGCUACGAGCCUUGCAGGCGUAGAGGUGCCGGAAUGGGCAAGCGACGUUCUCCCACAGUGUGAGCCUUGCCCGCCACACGCACAGUGCUAUAGAGGGCUGGAGCUGACGUGCGAUCGCGACUUCAUCCGAAAAGAUCACCCAUUGUCACUAGGUGGUCUUAUUCCCCUGCCACCGACCUGCGAACCGGACAGCGCGAAGACGCGUAAGGUUACAGCCGUCGCAAACAAAGCGGUAGAAAUCUUGCGAGAGAAGAGGGCUCAAUAUGAGUGCGGCGAGCCAGAUGCGGAGGGCAAGCCUGUUGAGACCCCCGAGGUCGCUGAGGAGGAGUUGAAGCAGACGCUGGCCGCACACACGCAGAAAGGCAUGACCGACAAGGAGUUCAGCGAGCUAUUCGAUAGAGCUUUCCCCGAGACGGUUCUGCGAGAUGAGGUCGUUGAGACUACAGAUGCAACUACUGGAAAACGAAAACUCGCCUCAACCUCUCUCGCAAAACUCUCCCUCACCUGCAGCAUCAGGAGAUCCCUCAUACAAUCCUUUGAACGACAUCUUCUCCAGAUUGUGAUCUUCUUCCUACUGGUUGCCUCUGGUUCUUAUGGUCGAUAUUCAUACACGACAAGCCGAGCCAUGGAAGUCCGCGCGAAGCAGCUUGCUAGUGAAGUGUUCGACAGGCUCGCCAACCACGCCGCACUCAGCUACCAGGAGCCUGGUGCGUACCCCGAGCGCGGUGUCAGCAUGGCACAGUUACGAGACGACGUUCUUCGCAACGAGUUCUCAUCUUCACGGAGGCAGAAGCUGUGGGAGAGGGUACAAAAGAAGGUCGAGUUCAAUUCGAACGUACGUGCAGCAGUUAGGACAGCGAAUAGUGGUGAUGUGGCGCGCAUGUGGGAGUGGAUUGGUCCGAUGCAUCUGAUUGAGGACGGUCGAAGCAGUGGCAAGCGAGAGAGUGGCCGCUUCAGCAUCGAGAACACACCGUCAACUGUAUCGAAGGAGAUGACAGAGAAGAAGUCGUGGGAUGAAGGGCAUCCUAUCUACUAGAUGAUGCCGCACUGCUCAUCAGAUUUGUUCGAGUUAUAGAGUGGAGGUCAUGGGCGUUAUGGCGGUUCGCUUGAGAUUCGCAUGAUACCACUUCGUAAUGACAUUUCUUUUGCAUCGACAAGCCG